UAAAAAUUUACGCGACUUCUUCACAUAAAGUGCAUCUCCUCCAAUCGAUUGUAUAAUUAAGAAAAAAAAAUAAAAAAAGAACACAGUGUACUUCAAUGAAUGCAGCAUUUGAUAGCAGUAUAAACUUAUCAUUAGGAAAUAUUGAUGAUCACCUAAAGUAUUUAAUUGAAAAAGAUCGAGAAACAGUAAGCUUGGAUUUAUAUCAAGAUUCCACUGCUUUUAAAUAUUCGACAGAUUAUAAACAUGCUUUCGUAAAGAAAGAUGUGAUCAAAUUUCCAAAGAAAAUGUCUACACAAAUAGCACGACCUAAUAUCAAUUAUAAACUUGGAUUUUUGACAGCUAUUAAUUAUGUAUGGCUUACGAUAGAUAAUUCUUUAUUAUUAUGGAAUUUUAAAGCAACAACAUCAGAAGUGUUUGAAUAUGUUUGCAGUGAACCCAUUGAAAGUGUAGAACUUAUUACAUUAACUACACAUAAUGAAUUAUUACUAUCAACGAAAAGUUAUAUAUUUCUACAUACCCUCGAUCAAAUUGAUAAGGAAAAAUUGCGUAUAACAUCCAAAAUUAGCAUCCGAUCCAAUGGUGUCAUCAUGUCAAACGUGAUCACUACUGAUACAAACAGAGCUUUCAUGAAAGGCAGCGACGGUCAUCUCUAUGAAUUAAACAUUGUUUGUAAUGAAAAUGGAAAGAUUUCUCAAAGCAAGCUAAUAUGCCAUACUGCAAAUUGCUUAUUAAGUUAUUUACCGUCCUUUUUUAAAUCAGUACCAAGUGAAAGUGUCAAAUCUUUUGCUGUAGAUAAUCAAGAAAAAGUAUUAUAUUUGUUGUUGAGCGAUUCUAGUAUUCACGUUAUAAAUAUUCGUGGAAAUCAGUAUUUACCUCAGGAACGAUAUAUUGGGAAACAAUUGUCAACUAUUCAUCUUGUUUCAGCACCUCAUUUGAAAAAAACAAAACUUAUGGCUGUUGCAAAUAAUGGUGAUCGUCUAUUUUUUGCUUGUGACUUUCCAACUAUUACGCUCAAAUACACCUGUACUGCACCACCUUUACCAGGAUCACUUAUAUUUAAUAAAAUGGCAAAUGAGCAAGUCGAGUUCACUUUUUACAGAGAGGGUAUAUUUGCUGCUAUUCUUUGUAAAUCAGAAACAACAUAUUUCAUUCUUACGGGAUCAAGCAUACUUAAAACAUCUGAUAAUAAGCAUGUCAUUCUUGAUGAUGUUUAUUAUGAAACAUCAGAAAACAAAAUUUGGUCUAUAAUGGAAAUGAGUUAUCCUUGCUCUAUGGCAAACUUACAAUCAUUGGAGAACCCAGUUCGCGAGUUUUCUGUCUUGACAAAAUCAGGCAUUACACAAUAUAUCAAACAACGACCUGUUGAUUAUUUAGAGGAAGUAUUAUGUUCAGAAAGACCCGAUGAGCUCCUAAAAUUUACAGAUCGUUAUGGAUUAAUUGAGACAGCUUAUUUGGCUUAUGUAUUAGCAACAAAGAAAUCACAGAAGGCAAUUGAGUUCCUUUGUCAACCUUUAAUUAAUCAAGAUGGAUUAUUGCUUUAUUUUAUUCGUACUAUAAGCAGUAUUUGGAAUAUGGAUAUUAGUCAAAAAGAGGUUUUUGAUAGCAAGUUAUCUUCAAUUCAAGACUGUUUAAAAUCAUUAGUCGAAACUAUUCAUAGUACACAGAUUCCUGUGAAGAAAGCAAACUUAGAACUCAUUAUUCGAUCUAUUGAAAUUAUUUCGCUACUUUCAUUUAUACAUCAUUUAGAAUGGGAUAAGUUAAUAGCAAGUAUUCCAGAAUGGAAUAAAAUUUAUACAUUUGCAGAUCUUGUUACAACCAAUAAUGGCGAGCAUAUAGCACAGUCAAUAGUAUUUGCUGCUACUUCUCACACAAAACUAGCCGAUGCAUCAAAUAAUUUUAGUUAUAUAAGCAACUUUAUAGAAAGUAAUUGUCUUUAUUAUUUUGGCAAAGAAAGAAUAACAUAUUUUAAGGGUGUCGAAUGUUUAAAUGGCAAUUUUGUUAAUGAUGCAGAUAAGCAAAAAGCUAUGGAAUUAUCAUUAAAUUAUUUCAAGAGUAUUAUUUACAUGAUCGACUUUGAGCGUAUUAAGGCACUUUCUCAGCGAUUUUAUGAAUUAAAUAACUAUGAUGGAGCUAUUCAACUCGUAUUUGCUAAAUAUAAUACUGGAGCAAUCCAACUUUCUGAAUUACAAACUAUCUUUUUCUCUAUUAUUGAAAAUGCAUUUUUAACAAAGCAAGAAGGAGAUGCUAAAGAAAUCCUUGUGAAUGCAUUGAACCUAACAGAUAAAGAAGAAUAUCACUAUAUGUUCUAUAAUUGGUUGAUAAACAAUAAGCACAAGUUGGUCUUAGUAGAGCUUGAAACACCUUUACUUGAAAAGUUUAUCAAAACCCAAAUUCCAGAUGAAAGUGAAAGUCUAGCAUGUCUUCAUCAUUAUCAUGUUCAUCAUAAGCACUAUACACUUGCUAUUGAAUGUCUUUAUCAGAUAGCAGUUAUAGUACCCAAUGUUGAAUUACAAGUACGUAUUGAAUGUUUACGAACAGCCUGUAGCUAUUUAGACAAGGUUGAAGAUAUCAAGAAGGAAAGAGCAGAUCAUAUUAAAAAUAUUCUCAAAAUAGCUGAAAUUCAACAAAAUAUAUAUAAUACUUUGAUUAAACAAGAACAUACCAAGACUGUUGCUAAAGAAUUGGAAAAAGCUCUUGUUCAAGAAGAUAAAUUAUUCCACCAAUACAUUUGCGCUUACUCAUUAUAUGAAGAAGGAUUAUAUUUAAUGGAUGUAAUCGAGUUAUAUGAUUGGAAGUUUGCUAAAACAGCCUGGACUGGUAUUAUUGAAGCGAGCAGUAAAAGUGAAGAUGAAGUUUACUCUAAAAUUGAUAAUUUGGCCAAAAGGCUUUACCCUUCAAUUUCUUCUUUCCCUGUUUAUAUUAUAUUUCAGAUUUUACAAGACAAAUGUGAUAAAUAUGGUCAAGAAUUUGCUGAAUCUGUACUUCUCAAGGCAGGUGUACCUGUAGAAGUAGUGACAGAUGCAAAAACAUUAAAUUAUUAAUGAUGUAAUUAACAUUAUCCUAUUGGAAUUAUAAAAAAAAAAAAUCUUCUUUAUAUUCUGUUGUAUCAACUAAAGAUUCAAUAAUAUAAUAUAUUUCUCUAUAAUUUA
Cokeromyces recurvatus is the source of this 3149-nucleotide messenger RNA. Its product is annotated as Nup133 N terminal like-domain-containing protein. The record is from RefSeq and is a predicted model, not a curated record. Gene Ontology annotation, molecular function: structural constituent of nuclear pore. The transcript is spliced from 10 exons. Gene Ontology annotation, cellular component: nuclear pore; nuclear pore inner ring. Gene Ontology annotation, biological process: RNA export from nucleus; protein localization to nuclear inner membrane; transcription-dependent tethering of RNA polymerase II gene DNA at nuclear periphery. Bases 96 to 3041 code for a protein of 981 amino acids. NCBI's taxonomy places the organism in Eukaryota, Fungi, Mucoromycota, Mucoromycetes, Mucorales, Mucoraceae.